AACCCAACUACCUGUCUCCAUGGGCCACACCUGCAACACAAACCCAGGGUCCCAAGCGGGCAUUUUAGCCGUGCCGUUUAGCGACAGGAAUAAUCUGCCCAAAAAUGGCUCAAGCGACGGCAAGUCCAGAGCAAAUGCUGCAGAUAGACCAGGUCUACCUGCUGGGCGCGAGGAGCGAGGAACGGCUGAAGGAGGCAGGAGCGUGGUGCAUCAAGGAGGAGCUCGUUACGCAGCAGUACUUCGACACCGCGGACUACAGCCUAUCCCUGCACGCCACCUGGCUCAGCUGUCGCAAUGGAGAGUGGAAGUUGCUUGUAGGGUCUCAAAACAUCGCCGACUUGGAGGACGAAUUCAUCCAAAGCCAAGGAAAAGCAAGCGAGAUGGAGGUGGCCGCUGAUGACGAGGCUCAGGACUUAGCUCACGAGGCCGAGGAUGCCAAUAAGCCAUUGAUCAAUCCGCACCGCAAGCAUGACCACAACACAUACGACCGGGAAAGUGAUGGAAAAAACCAGAGUGGUGGUACAGACAAUGCGUUUAUCAAUACCGCGAUGCCAGAUGCGAAAGAGGAAGAACAAGGGAUGCCUCGCGUUGAUAGCCCCGUCAGCAACAGCGACGACGACAAAGCCACGUACAAGCGUGGUGAUGACGGCAGGGCCACCGAACGUGGCAAUUCGGAGGGCAAUAACGCGCGCGCGGAAGACCACGGCGACCCUCGCUCGCGCCACGGCUCGCGCACAAGUGGCCACGCGCCCGACAGCGCCUACAGCUACGCAGAAAUCAAGGGGGAAGGUGACAUCGUGCGUCAUCUGAGGAGCGUCAUCGGCGUCGACCCGCCCGACGGGGAAGGGAACAUCGCCGGCCUGGAAGCGUUCCUACGACGUGCCAACGUGCUCGCGUUCUCGAGCAGCCAGAGGAGCGAGCGCCGGGUGUGGCGCGUGAGCGACGCCUACACGGUGGCGGUGGAAGAGGAUGAGCUGCUCGGUCUGAAAACGGCCCGCGUCUCCCUAACGGUACCGCUCUCCGACAUCACGUCUGGCUUCGAGCGGCUCGAUCGACUGGCCAUGGAGCUGGGGUGCGAGCGAUGGGAGACGACUUAGGCGCGGCCCGACAGCGAACUGUCGGGCAGUCGUCGGGCCCGUAGGUGGCAUUAAAAAGGUGACCAAAGUUGUCAGCGCCUCUCGCGCGCUGCGGGGUGGAGUCGAGGGUAGUUGCUUUCACACUGGGCCUACAAGUGGGACAAGUCCCAACUUGCCCUUUUUGUUGCUCUGCAAUACUGGAGGCACUGGCUGACAUAGAGAAUGAUGUAUUCAAACCCGACAGGCAUGUGAUAAUGCAUCGAUUGCAAGCGAUUCUUAUGUUCACGAUAUAUGCAUUGAAUCGCGUAGUUAACCAUCCCUUCGUUUAUAUUUGCUUGUGCGCUCUACGUAAUGGGUUAACGUGAUCACUGCAGUCACUGCACCUCCAAUUAGCACGGUUGGCUACGUACGGUGCGAAAGAAGUUCAACAGACGAACAGUAGAGACACUGUAAUCGCCGCAAUUUGAAUAAGGCUUGGCUUACGACCGCAAAUCCGGACAAUUCAAACUGCGAGGUAGGCAAUUCAUACACACCUAAAAUCUGACGUCUGAAACUAAACACACACACUUAAUCCGGUACGCAAGAAUAUACUUGUGUUCACACAACACGAACUCUCCGUACCAUUAUGGGCAACCUUAAAAAGUAAAAUUUAUAUUUCUGUCCAACGCACCCAAGAAAAACUCAUAUUUAUCGUAGCCACAAGGCGGCUCAGCUAUUUGGCGUACCUGCCCAACUCGUUUUUGAAAAUGUACACACGUUUUGAAAUUUCCCCGGUACCCUGCCACGCCGAUCUGACACUUACU
Messenger RNA from Petromyzon marinus (sea lamprey), 1879 nucleotides. RefSeq lists its product as uncharacterized. The record is from RefSeq and is a predicted model, not a curated record. Gene Ontology annotation, molecular function: magnesium ion binding; thiamine triphosphate phosphatase activity. Lineage: Eukaryota; Metazoa; Chordata; Hyperoartia; Petromyzontiformes; Petromyzontidae. Gene Ontology annotation, biological process: dephosphorylation; thiamine diphosphate metabolic process.